This is a messenger RNA of Cyprinus carpio (common carp), 2374 nucleotides long. RefSeq names its product guanylate-binding protein 1-like. Bases 173 to 2374 code for a protein of 733 amino acids. Gene Ontology annotation, molecular function: GTP binding; GTPase activity. Lineage: Eukaryota; Metazoa; Chordata; Actinopteri; Cypriniformes; Cyprinidae. The transcript is spliced from 5 exons. The record is from RefSeq and is a predicted model, not a curated record.
GUUUUAAAAUUCAUAAUUUAUUGAGUUAAUAUUUAUGGUUUUACUGUGCUGAAUUGUUUGGUAUUCAAGUUUACUAUUUUCCAUAUCUCAGCAUCUUAUGUCCAGUCACAAUUCAACCAGCUACACUCCUAAAACAGACAUGCUCUUUUCUAAAACUGAGAACAGCUAGAGAAUGUGCUCAUCUUUUCUAGGCACUAAGAGAAGAGUGGUGGAGUACAACUUUCCCAGGGAAUGCAUCCAAAAAUUCUUCCCUUCCAGGAAGUGCUUCACUUUCCCCUUUCCAACCGCCCCAGAAAAUAUGUCUCGCCUGGGGAACUUGGAUUCUGCUGACAUUUCCUCUGAGUUCUUGAAGGUCACAGAUCAUUUCUGCAAAUUUGUCUUUCAUGACAGCUGUGUGAAGAGGCUGAAAGAUGGAUACACAGUCACUGGAAGAGUUCUGGGUCAUCUGGCUAAAACAUAUGUGGACACCAUCUCAAGUGGGGCUGUGCCAUGUCUGGAGAAUGCUGUAAUAGCAAUGGCAAUGAUUGAGAAUGAGGCUGCAGUGGAGGAGGGUCUUCAGGUUUACCAAAGUGGAAUGGAGAAGCUGAAGGGCUCCUUUCCUCUGGAACUGAAGGAUGUGUCCUCAAAACACCAACAUCUUAGCAUCGCAGCAACACAAGCCUUCAUGAAGCGUUCCUUCAAGGACACUGAUGGGAAGUACCUGAAAUCUUUAGAGGAAAAGAUUAUUAAACUCUUUGAUGAAUACCUGUGCCAAAACGAACAAGCUUCAAAGAGACGAUGUGAGGAAAUCCUGUCAUCCCUCUCUGCACCAAUGAUGGAAAAACUCAAGAAGGGCUUCUAUACCAAACCUGGUGGCUAUGAUCUCUUCUGUAAAGAUCUGGAGGACAUUGUGAAGCAAUAUAUCAGCCAGGCCAAAAAAGAAGUCAAGACUGAAGAGGUCCUAGAGGAGUUCUUAAAGCAGAAGUCUGUGGAUUCUGAAGCCAUUCUGCAGGCCGACAAGAAACUGACUGAGAAGAAGAAAAAGAUUAAAGAGGAAAAAGAGAAAGCAGCCCUCCUGAAGCAGGAAAUUAAAGCUAGAGAUGAGAAGCAGCAACAACUAGAAGAGAAGAUGGAAGCAGAGAGACUGAGUAAUGAAGAGAGGAUGAGACAGAUGAAGGAGAAGAAUGAUGAGGAGAUGAGACUUCAGAGAGAGGAGGCUGAGCGUGCCAUGAACCGUAAACUGAGGGAGCAGGCUGAUCUGCUGCAGAAGAGCUUUAAGGAGAAGGCAGACAGGAUAAGACAGGAGAUUGAAGAGAUAAAGAGACGGAGUUAUGAAGAGAGGAUGAGACAGUUCAAGGAGAAGAUUGAAGCAGAGAGACCGAGUAAUAAAGAGAUGAUGAGACAGAUGAAGGAGAAGAUGGAUGAGGAGCUGAGGCUUCAGAGAGAGGAGGCUGAGCGUGCCAUGGACAGUAAACUGAGGGAGCAGGCUGAUCUGCUGCAGAAGGGCUUUAAUGAGAAGGCAGACAGGAUGAGCCAGGAGAUUGAAGAGUUAAAGAGAAGGAGCACUGAAGAGAGGAUGAGACAGUUAAAGGAGAAGAUGGAAGCAGAGAGACUGAGCAAUAAAGAGACGAUGAGACAGUUGGAGAAGAUGGAUGAGGAGCUGAGGCUUCGGAGAGAAGAGACUGAGCGUGCCAUGAACCGUAAACUGAGGGAGCAGGCUGAUCUGCUGCAGAAGGGCUUUAAGGAGAAGGCAGACAGGAUGAGACAGGAGAAUGAAGAGUUCAAGAGACGGAGUUAUGAAGAGAGGAUGAGACAGUUAAAGGAGAAGAUGGAAGCAAAGAGACUGAGCAAUGAAGAGACGAUGAGACAGUUGGAGAAGAUGGAUGAGGAGCUGAGGAUUCAGAGAGAGGAGGCUGAGCGUGCUAUGGACCGUAAACUGAGGGAGCAGGCUGAUCUGCUGCAGAAGGGCUUUAAGGAGAAGGCAGACAGGAUGAGACAGGAGAAUGAAGAGUUCAAGAGACGGUGUAAUGAAGAGAGGAUGAGACAGUUAAAGGAGAAGAUGGAAGCAGAGAGACAGAGUAAUGAAGAGAGGAUGAGGCAGAUGAAGAAGAAGAUGGAUGAGGAGAUGAGGCUUCAGAGAGAGGAGGCUGAGCGUGGUAUGGACAGUAAACUGAGGAAGCAGGCUGAUCUGCUGCAGAAGGGCUUUAAUGAGAAGGCAGACAGGAUGAGACAGGAGAUUGAAGAGUUCAAGAGACGGAGUGCUAAAGCAGAAACUAACGGAGCUAGAGAGUUUGCAGUGAUUUUAGAAAACUCCAAACAGACACAUGAGGAGUUUAUGGCUAUGAUGAUGCAGCAGACGAGUGCACGCCCCUCAAGCCCCUGUUGCAUCAUGUAA